Aspergillus heteromorphus CBS 117.55 is the source of this 2485-nucleotide messenger RNA. Its product is annotated as Zn(II)2Cys6 transcription factor. Gene Ontology annotation, biological process: regulation of DNA-templated transcription; DNA-templated transcription. The record is from RefSeq and is a predicted model, not a curated record. NCBI's taxonomy places the organism in Eukaryota, Fungi, Ascomycota, Eurotiomycetes, Eurotiales, Aspergillaceae. The transcript has 3 exons. Gene Ontology annotation, molecular function: zinc ion binding; DNA-binding transcription factor activity, RNA polymerase II-specific; DNA binding. The coding region runs from base 1 to 2115 and encodes 704 amino acids.
AUGGACACAUCGGGGUCGACCGCUUCUUCCUGCUCGCUUCCCUCCUACACGCGCAGCUGCUCUUCCUGUCGACUGCGGAAAGUGAAAUGCGACCGGCAGCAGCCCUGUGUCAACUGUACCCGUGCGGGAACCGAGUGUGUAUACCCCCCGGGACGGGGCAGGGCCCCCAAGCGAUCACGCAACGCUUUAAAUGCACAGCUAUCGGAACGGCUGUCCAAGCUAGAGAACAUCAUAAGGAGCCUGGAGACGGAGAGCGCCGCGGUUUCACCGCAUAACCACGAUGCGAAAGCUAGAGAUAUAGAUUCAAACCCUUCCGUGGAGCAGCGUCUCGGCCGCCUCUUGAUCGAUGACACCCGAAGCUACUAUGUCAGUAAUGUUAUGUGGGCGAAUUUGGGAGACGAGAUCGCAGAGCUACGCGACCUCUUACAUGAGCCUGAUAUGGAGGAAGACCAAGAUGGGAUUGCGGAUGGAUCGGUUCCGGCGCGACCUAUGCCCUCUGGGUCAAACGCUGCAAUCCUAGGGUUUCGAGCGCUCGCUCACUCGCUCUGUCCCUACCACCCACCCCUGGCACAAUCGGUCAAUCUCUUAGAGAUAUUCAAGGAGAACGUUGCGCCCAUGGUGCGAAUAUUUCACAUGCCUACAUUGAUUCGGAGUCACUGGGAUGCCAUUGCAUCGCUAGGCUCACUGGAUCGAAAUAUCGAGGCACUCUUGUUCGCAAUCUACUACGCUGCCGUGAUAAGUAUGGACCCUGAGCAAUGCGAAAGCACUCUGGGUGUAUCCAAGGCACACGCUUCGGAGAUGUACCUGUUUGCGGUGGAACAGGCUCUGGCCCGGGCCGAUCUACUAAACACACAGAGUCUGACUCUGAUGCAAGCCGCCGUGCUCUUUCUGUUUGCAUUACGCAACGAAGAUGACUCGCGGACUGUCUGGUCCCUUACCUCCCUGGUUUUCCAUAUCGCUCAGGCCAUGGGCCUUCAUCGUGAUGGUAUUGUCUUUGGACUAAGACCUAUGGAAACAGAACUUCGCCGCCGGCUGUGGUGGCACAUCUGCCUUCUGGAUGCUCGCUCGUCUGAAUACCAUGGCUGCGAACCAAUCGUGCGCCAGUCCUCCUUUGAUACCAAGUUGCCGCUGAACAUUGAAGACAGUGACCUGAGUGCGGACAUGAUCGAGCCACCUGGUGAGCGGAAUGGCGCCACCGGCAUGUAUUUCUGUCUCAUUCGAUGUGAGGUGAUGCGGGCGUUGUGGAAUAUUAGCUUCGUGGCGCCAAACAUGGAGGCACCGGGAUACUCCAGGGGUUCCGAUAGGCUGCCCCUGAAAGAACGUGAAGCGAUUGUCCAAAAUCUGCAAGAUCGACUCGAGAACCAAUACUUGAAACAUUGCGAUACUUCCAAGCCCUUUUUCCUGGCUUCAACAUUCGUUGCGCGCUUAAUGGUUGCGCGGGCGUGGCUUAUUGCACGCUACCCCCUGGGUGACAAGGAAUAUGGGGCUGGCCUAUCAGUCCCCAUGCGUGACCAUCUCUUCCUGUCCUCCAUCGAGGUUCUGAAGUUAUCGAGCCUGGUACUUACGAAUGAGCAGAUUUCUCACUGGAGUUGGCACUCAAAAACUCACAUUCAAUGGCAUGCGGUCGCAUUUGUACUAUCGGAGAUCUGCUCUCGCCCCCGCUCGGCAGAUUGCGAUUGGGCAUGGGAGUAUGUGAACACUGUAUACGACAACUGGAAGAUGAAAGAGAGUGGAAGGAAGGGUACCUUGUGGCGUCCCAUCAAACGACUGAUGGCCAAGGCACAGUAUGUGCGACAUAUGCAAAAGGUUAACUCGGAAGGCCAGUGGGAUCAAGGAAAUCAAACGGGUGUAUCAUCCGCCGUUAUCAGUCUGGAUAUGCAAAAUGGACCUGGUGCCAUAACGUACCCAGGAGCUGUACCUCCCGACCAGGCCUACACGGCUGCAAGCGAGGGGCUUCCAAGUGACCUCUUAAUGGAACCAUUGGACCUCUUCGGGGAGUUUUUCCCUGGGGACCCGCUUUUGGGGGGCUCUGUAGAAGAAUCGAAUGAUAUUUUUGAGGCAAUACUGCAUCUAGAUGACGCCUCACGGAUUCCUGGAUGGCUGACACCGGAAUAGAUCCGGAAGGCUCUGGCCCUAGAUUGAGCGAGAGACAGUGCUUCCAUCACAAUCCUGGUGUCUGUGGCCUCUAACGAGUGAUUUACAAAAAUCAGUUCAUUUUGGGGCCUAUGCCGUCCGAACUCGGCCUCGGAUAAGCUUACGCGAGCUUGCCAAAGCAAAAGAAAAAGAAAAAAGGCCCGUGGCUCGCGCACGCAUAAGCCCAGCCCGACCGAAGAAUCGUUGCCAGAGUCCGAGGAGCGUUGUUAAAGAGCCAACAACUCCCGACCUCCAGGGUGUCUACUAUAUGCUAUCUUCUUUUGGGCCGGGGUCUUGUCACGGGAUAGCAGUAAUGGCUUCAACUAUGACUCAAACCCCUAACCACGAGCUU